Messenger RNA from Musa acuminata AAA Group (dessert banana), 1085 nucleotides. RefSeq lists its product as uncharacterized. Bases 160 to 855 code for a protein of 231 amino acids. Gene Ontology annotation, molecular function: transcription coactivator activity. The record is from RefSeq and is a predicted model, not a curated record. Gene Ontology annotation, biological process: transcription by RNA polymerase II. Lineage: Eukaryota; Viridiplantae; Streptophyta; Magnoliopsida; Zingiberales; Musaceae. Gene Ontology annotation, cellular component: nucleus. The transcript has 4 exons.
AAAAACAAAAAACCAAAAGCAAAACAUACAUCGUUCUGCCCUGUGGUUCUAAUCCUAAAAUUCGGGAUCUCGAUUCGUAGGCAACAAAGAAAAUUGUUCCCCGGGAGCCUGCGAUCUAUCAAUCUCGAGGCGGCUGCGGAAGCAGGCGAUCGGUCGGCGAUGCCGAAGAAGAUGGGCGUAAACACGAAAGCGGAGGCCGCGCGCGCCCGUCGGAGCGCUGCAGAGGCGGAUCGCAAGGACCGCGCGGCCAAGGAGAAGGAUGAACAAUACUGGCGCGAGGCGGAGGGUUCCAAGACCCGCGCAGCCAAGAAACGUGAGGACGAGACAGAGAAGCGCGCCGAGGCCGCCGCCCGCCGGGCCGAGAAUCGCAAGCUCGCCGAGCAGGAGCAGCGGGAGAUCGACGCCGCCGGCCGCAAGCCUGACCGCAAGGCCGCCCGCGUUUCCAUCCCCGUACCCAAGGUCACCGAGGCCGAGCUCCAGCGCCGCCGUGAGGCGGAACGGCAGCGCAUCCUUCAGAACGCUGAGGUCGCCAAGAAGCAGCAGAGCCGGUCCGCCGAUGAGGAGGAGUACGACCGGAUCGUGAUGGUGGAGAACACCAAUAGGGACGACUCUGUCAUCGAGGCCCAUUCGGUGGAGGACGCCAUUGCCCGAAUGGCCCUCUCCGAACCAGCGCUGCCUACCGAUCGUCACCCUGAGAGGAGGCUCAAGGCUUCUUUCAAGGCUUUUGAAGAAGCAGAACUUCCCAAAUUGAAGGAAGAGAAACCAGGUCUGACCCUCAAUCAGUACAAGGAUAUGAUAUGGAAGCUCUGGAAGAAAUCCCCUGACAAUCCCCUCAACCAGGCUGCUACUGAGUGACCGCAUGCAACUUUCAAUCAAACAAUUGCAGAUAAUGGAGGUGCAAGUUAAUUCCAGUUGCUGUCUCUUCAAGUACGGAUGGUUCUGUUGAUAAUAUGCAGUGCGAGUACCAGUAUUGUAUACUAAAAGAGCAAUAGAUCUUGAGACAAUUAAGACAAACUACAGAUUAUUUUUCUUUGUCAACACUUGGAUGUUGCAGAAUUCUAGUACUUCGAUAUCGUUGGAUUGCA